This is a messenger RNA of Paramecium sonneborni, 971 nucleotides long. The record is from the annotation of a GenBank genome assembly. Lineage: Eukaryota; Ciliophora; Oligohymenophorea; Peniculida; Parameciidae.
AUUAUAUCAAUAUAAAUGGGUACUUGUUAGUUAUAAAAUUGCAGAUGUGUAUGCUAAUAGAAUAGAUUGGCAUGUCAAUGUGGAAGUUAAAAUACAAUUUUAUUAGAAGAAUAGUCAAGAGAGAUUCGUAAAAGAAUAGGUUAAGAUUAAAUGGUAAAAUAGUUAGUUCUAUGUAGAAAAGAUCAAAUAGAUUUUAAAAUAAUAAAAGUAAGACAGGGUCUCCUAAUUAAUCAAAUUCAAGUGAUUCUUUGAAUAAGACUAAAUUUUCUACAAAUCUAAAAGCAUCAAAUCGAUCUCCUAAUUCAACUGAAAGGUAUUUAAUGUCUGAAGAAUGUAAUAUUGCAACUGAAAGUAGUCAAUAAAAGAAAAUUAGAAAACCUAAGAUUAGAAAUUUAAAAUUUAAUAGAUGCAUAACCUACUUUGAUUAAGCAGUUGUUGUCUUUAAAUUUUAAGAAAUCAUUGAUUAACCUUAAAGUUAAAAAGAAAUUAAAAUUGAUUCUCCAUAAUUUUAAACUCUUAAAAAUAAUUUAGAAAAUAAAUAAACUUUAGAUUAAAUUUAAUCAUUUAAAGAUCCAACAAUAACAAUGAAAACACCUACAACUACUGGAGCAGAAUUAUCUAAUGUCGCUAUUUAAUCUGCUCCAUUUUUUAUUCAAUAACCAUCAAUUUCUAGAGAAAGUUCUCCUUUACAAUUAUCACAUCCUAUAACUCAAGUUAGUAUUGAACCAAAUAUAAACAAAUAAUCUUUGUCAGUAAUCACAGAACAAUAAUAAUUAAAAAAUAGAUCACAUACUGCAGAAUUAUCAGAUGAUCAAAAAAGUAUUACUCCAAGAAGUGCCUUAAAAUUACAAUAAAAAAAUAAUGAUUCUUUUAGAACUUAGUAACAAGAAAAACGUAAAGUAAGAUUUGAUCUUCCAAAUUCACAUUACAUCAAAGAGAGAAUAAAACAAUAACAAAGGUUUUUCAAUUGA